Letharia columbiana is the source of this 1266-nucleotide messenger RNA. RefSeq lists its product as uncharacterized. The record is from RefSeq and is a predicted model, not a curated record. The transcript has a single exon. NCBI's taxonomy places the organism in Eukaryota, Fungi, Ascomycota, Lecanoromycetes, Lecanorales, Parmeliaceae. Bases 1 to 1266 code for a protein of 421 amino acids.
AUGACCAUUCUCUCCUUCUCGGCCCUCGCUCUUUUCGCCUCCACAGCCCAGGGUCACAUGGUCAUGGCCACGCCUCCGCCAUACGGCAGUCCCGACAAUAGUCCCCUCAAUGCCGAUGGUUCAAACUUCCCGUGCAAAGCCACGAGCAACUCUGGUGGAACAGUCACCAAUAUGGCUAUCGGUGCCUCACAGAAGCUCUCCUUUUUGGGUGAGUCAGUCCAUGGUGGUGGUUCGUGUCAAGUUUCUCUUACCACGGACACGCCUGCAACGAAGAGCUCUAAGUGGAUGGUUAUCCAUUCAAUCGAAGGAGGUUGUCCGGCUAGAAAUCAGGCGGGUAAUAUUGGAGCAGAUAGUUCCGCCUCCGCUCCUGACCCGGACACAUACGAUUUUUCUAUUCCUGCAGGUAUUACUCCUGGCGCCUACACCCUUGCAUGGACUUGGUUCAACAAGGUGGGUAAUCGUGAGAUGUACAUGAAUUGUGCCUCCAUCAAGGUCACUGGGGCUUCAAGCAAGAGAGAGACUUCUCUCAACGAGACGGAGGAGUACGCAAUUCCCGAGCUUGCCGGACGUGCAACGGCUUCAUUCCCUGACAUGUUCGUCGCAAACAUCCCGGUUACGGACUGCACGACGGCCGAAGCAACAGAUGUAAAAUUUCCAUCUCCUGGUUCGUCGGUCGAAAUGGCCAGCGCCAAUAAGGCCGACGUCUUGACUCCUCCGACUGGGCCCAAGUGUGGAGCAUCUGGCAGCUCGUCAAGCGCUUCCUCAGACACUCAAGCUUCCAAUGCGGGUAGCUCUGGAGCUUCAGGCGCCGCUGCACCUGCAUCAUCUCCAGCAGCCUCUGCAUCUGCCGCCGCACCCUCGAUGUCUGCUGCUGCUCCCGCUGUCGCUGCCUCUCCCUCCGUGGCUGCUGCUGCUCCCUCUGUUGCCGCCUCUCCCUCCGUGGCUGCCGCCGCUCCCUCCGCCGCCGCACCCGCUUCCCCAUCUUCCGCCGCCGGUUCAGCUCCUGCAGCUGUUGACAGCUCAUCUGGCUCGAGCGCUGCACCAGCUUCUGCCUCGGGCACGGCAUCGACUGGCUCCUCUACCGGCUCUUGCGCCACUCCUGGCCAGUCAGUCUGCUCGCCCGACGGAUUACAGAUCGGGACGUGCACGACACAAUCUACAGUAACCUGGAUACCUGUGGCGGCUGGUACAAAGUGCGUUGGCGGGUACAUGGUCGCCGCAAAGGGCAAGCGUAGCGCCAAAUUUUUGAGCGGCUACUUCUUCUGA